Molecule: messenger RNA, 1311 nt
Organism: Fraxinus pennsylvanica
Lineage: Eukaryota; Viridiplantae; Streptophyta; Magnoliopsida; Lamiales; Oleaceae
Source: the annotation of a GenBank genome assembly
AUGUUGGCGGUGCGAUGCCGUGGUGUUGAAGUUGUUGGUGGUUGUGGGUUUGGUGCUUGUGUUGGCGGUGGCGGUGGCUAUUCCUGUGGCAACUGCGAUGGCAACGGAUAUAAUGUCUCGUGUGAUGUUUUCAACAAAUUCAAGGACCGCCAAGGAAAAUUUGAUGAAUCUUUGAUUAGCAAUUUACAAGGCUUGUUAAGUUUGUAUGAGGCUGCACAGUUCAGAGGAUAUGGUGAGGAAACUCUCGAGGAAGCAUUGAAGUUUACUAUCACCCAACUCGAUUCCAUAGUCCUCCAUGAGAGUAAUUCUGUGACUAAACAAGUUAGGGAAGCUUUGGAAUUUCCAAUUCAUAAGACUAUGACGAGGCUGGGGGCAAGAGGUUUUUUAUCUUUGUAUCAAGAAGAUGAAUCACAUGACGAUAAGCUGCUGGAUUUUGCAAAAUUAGAUUUUAACUUAUUGCAAAAGAUGUAUCAGAAGGAGCUAUACGAUCUUACAAGGUGGUGGAAGGCGUUAGAGUUUGAAAAUAAAUUACCUUUUGCAAGAGAUAGAUUGGUGGAAUGCUACUUUUGGGCAUUGGGAGUAUACUUUGAGCCCCAAUAUUCUCAUGAUAGGAAAAUGCUAGCCAAACUAAUCACCAUGGUUUCUGUCAUUGACGACAUCUAUGACAUUUAUGGGACUCUAGAUGAACUCACUCUUCUCAUGGAUGCAAUUGAAAGAUGGGAUCUUAGUCUCGUUGAUCAGCUACCACCAUACAUGAAAUAUUAUUACAAAGUUCUUUUAGAUGUUUAUGUCGAGAUUGAGGAAGUGUUGGGAAAGACAGGGAAAUCAUACCUUGUUCACUACGUGAUAGAAGAGAAGAAAAGACUGGUGAGAACAUAUCUUCAAGAGGCGAAAUGGGAGUACAGUGGCUAUAUUCCAAACCUGGAAGAAUAUAUGAAAGUGGGAAAGCCAUCUAGCACUUAUUUAUUGUUUAUUUCAGUUUCUUUGACAGCCAUUGGAGAGUUAGUGAGCAAGGAAGCCUUUGAGUGGGUAGCAAGUGAUCCACUAAUCCUACAAGGUUUAGAAGAAAUCGGUAGACUAAUGAACGACUUGGUAGGAUUUGGGUUUGAGCAGAAAAUAUCAGCAGUUGGAUGUUACAUGAAUCAAAAUAAUGGUACCUCAAAAGAGGAGGCUUUUGCAGAAAUUCAAAAACAAGUUACGAAUGCAUGGAAAGUCAUAAACCAAGAAUGUCUUCGUCCAACUGCUGUGCCAAUGGCUUUCCUCAAGCGAGUUAUUGUCAAUCUUGCACGUGUCUCACAUACUAUGUACUGA